AUUUCUGAACCACAUAAAUCAUGCAGUACAUGAAACGUUGGUCAUGGGUCCACUCAAUAAUUUUCUAUACGUUCUAUACAGUAAACAAGAAGGCAUAGCCACCAAUCUUGACUAACUUCAUUGUAUAAAAAGUGUGGAUAUGAAGAAGGCACAGCCACCACAAACUUAAAAUUCCUCAUCUAACCUACCAUGGCAGAAUCAUUUGCAUUUGAUAUUGCUAAUUCACUCUUAUGUAAACUUGCUUCUUAUGCUUAUGAAGAAGCUUCUCGAGCCUAUGGUGUGUAUAAAGAUCUUCAAGGGAUCAAAGACACUCUCUCAAUUGUCAGUGGCGUGCUAUUAGAUGCUGAGUACAAGAAAGACCAAAAGCACGGGCUACGUGAAUGGCUGAGGCAGAUUCAUAAUAUAUGUUCUGAUGCUGAAAAUGUAUUCGAUGGAUUUGACUUGCAGGACAAGCGAAAACAAGUCUUGGAAGCUUCUGGAAGCACACGGACGAAGGUACACCAUUUAUUUUCUUCGUCCAAUCCACUUGCAUUCCGUUUUAGAAUGGCGCGUCAAAUUAAAGAGAUUAGAGAUAGAUUGAAUAAAGUGGCAGCUGAUGGGACCAUGUUUGGACUUGCAACCAUCAAUGUCGAUCCCAGACUUGUUGUUCAAAGGAGAGAAAUGACGUAUCCUCAUGUCGAUGCUUCAAGUGUCGUAGGAAGAGAGAGUGAUAGGGAAGAAAUUAUCAAGCUUUUAAUAAAACCACAUCCUCAAGGUGAUGGUGAUGGUGAUAAAAGAUUGUGUGUUAUUCCCAUAGUGGGAAUUGGUGGCUUGGGGAAAACCACACUUGCCAAGCUUGUGUUUAACGAUACAAGGAUGGAUAAACUUUUUCAACUGAAGAUGUGGGUGUGUGUCUCUGUUGAUUUUGACAUCAAUCAGAUAAUAAUUAAAAUCAUCAACUCUAUCCAAAAAAUUAAAAUCAUCAACUCCGCCAAUACUUCCACUUUUUCUUCAUCUUCCGCGUCAAUGAGUAGUUUUGAUCACCAAGAAAACAUAAACAAUUUAGAUAUGGUACAACUAGUAAGUCUUCUGAUAAAAAAACUUUAUGGUAAAAAGUUUUUACUCGUGUUAGAUGAUGUAUGGAAUGAAGAUCGUGCUAAGUGGAUUGAGUUGAAAGAUUUGAUAAAAGUUUGUGCAUCAGGAAGCAAAAUUGUGGUGACAACACGUAGUAAAUCAAUUGCUUCGAUGAUGGGUAAUGUUCCUGCAUACAUUUUGAAAGGCCUUUCUCGAACGAAUUGUUUAUCUUUGUUUGUCCAAUGGGCAUUCAAGGAAGGCGAAGAAGAAAAAUAUCCAAAUCUAGUAGAGAUCGGAAAAGAAAUUGUGAAAAAAUGCCAAGGGGUUCCGUUAGCUGUGAGAACAUUAGGAAGUUCCCUCUUCUCAAACUUCGAUUUAAGUAAGUGGGAAUUUGUUAGAGACUCCGAGAUAUGGAAUUUAGAACAAAAGAAAGACGGCAUUUUAUCUGCACUAAAAUUAAGUUAUGAUCAAAUGUCAUCCUAUUUGAGACAAUGUUUUGUCUGUUUUUCCCUUUUUCCCAAAGAUCAUAUCUUCAAUAGUGAUGUAAUGUGUAGUCUUUGGGUAGCCCUUGGAUUAGUUCAAUCCCUAAACGGAAGUGAGAAGCUAGAGAGUAUUGCAAGAGAAUAUAUUGAUGAGUUGCAUUCAAGAUCGUUUCUUCAAGAUGUCGAUGACUACGGAUCCUAUUGCGAGUUCAAAGUACAUGAUUUGAUACAUGAUCUUGCAUUGUAUUUUGCAAGAGAGGACUUUGUAGCGAUAGACUCGCAUACUCAGAAUAUACCUCUGCAAGUAAGGCAUUUAUCAGUUAUUGAAAAUGAUUCACUUGACCAUGGUUUGUUCCCGAAGUCUAGAAGUUUGAGAACUAUACUAUUUCCCAACCUCGGAGUGGGUCUUGCAAGUGAAAGUGUUCUAGAUACAUGGUUAUCAAGAUACAAAUACUUGCGUUAUUUAAAUUUAAGUGAUUCUUCAUUUGAUACUGUGUCAAAUUCAAUUACAAAGUUAGAGCAUUUGCGUUUUCUUGAUCUUUCUCGUAAUACGAAAAUCAAAAGAUUACCAAAUUCCAUUUGCAAACUCCUAAAUUUGCAAGUUUUGUCGGUUAGCGGGUGCACGGAGCUUCAAAAAAUGCCUAAAGGAUUAGGCAAGCUUAUCAGCCUUCAACGUCUUACUAUAACCACAAAACAAUCUGUUCUGCCACAGGGUGAAUUUGAAAGGUUGAUCCAUCUUCAAACUUUAAGUUUUCAUAUUUGUGAUAAUUUGAAGUUUUUGUUCAGACAAAAACUCCCUUCCAUUGAAGCAUUGUAUUUUUAUUCAUGUCGGUGUUUAGAGUCCAUACCUCUCUAUAUUUUCCCUAAAUUACAGACUUUGUACAUUAGCAACUGUGAGAAGUUAAACCUAUUGUCGAACAAUGAAAGUCCAAAGCAAAGAUUGAUGAUGAAACAUUUGUACCUCGUUGGAUUUCCAAUGUAUCAGACAUUGCCUGGAUGGAUUUUAUAUGCCCGGGAAACUUUAGAGACCUUGGAAAUUAAUUGUUUUCCUAAUCUUAAGAUGCUUCCUGAGUAUCUAACUACAAUGACUCGUCUUAAGAGGCUCUAUAUUAUUGGUUGUCAUCAACUGUUGGAUCUUCCAAGCGACAUGCAUCGCCUCACUUCCCUUGAAGAUUUGCGCAUAAUUGAUUGCCCUGAAUUAAAUCGGAAAUGUCAGCCCCAAUCUGGUGAGUACUGGCCCAUGAUUUGUCAUAUCAAGAGCAUUUUCUUUAAUGAACCAGGAGGAGAGAAGAAGGAAUGAAGUCAUCAAACCUUGAAGAUGAUGAGAUUGAAGUGGAAAAGGGAUAUUCAGCUUGAAGGGACACAAAAGGAGAAGACAACUUAGGCAAUGUAAUAGAUGUGGUUUCUGCAAUCGAGGAUUCACCAAAAGAAAGAAGACCAGUGAUUGAUAGACAACCGAGAACAUGAAUGUCUGACCAGUAGGAACAUAGGUGUUUUUAUUGUAAUGUUUCAUGUAUUCUAAGAUUUCAAAUGAUUAUUCUCAUUCUUGUUAUAUUCAA
Molecule: messenger RNA, 3094 nt
Organism: Trifolium pratense (red clover)
Lineage: Eukaryota; Viridiplantae; Streptophyta; Magnoliopsida; Fabales; Fabaceae
Product: disease resistance protein RGA2-like
Exons: 2
Coding region: 190-2835 (881 amino acids)
Biological process (GO): defense response to other organism
Molecular function (GO): protein binding; ADP binding
Source: RefSeq, a predicted model, not a curated record